Molecule: messenger RNA, 588 nt
Organism: Micromonas pusilla CCMP1545
Lineage: Eukaryota; Viridiplantae; Chlorophyta; Mamiellophyceae; Mamiellales; Mamiellaceae
Exons: 1
Coding region: 1-588 (195 amino acids)
Molecular function (GO): ATP binding
Source: RefSeq, a predicted model, not a curated record
AUGAACCCCGCGGACGACCCCGCGGAGCUCUUCGUGUGCGGCCGCCUGUGCCUCCUCGGCGAGCACUCCGACUGGGCCGGCGGCUUCAGGAGCGCGGCGCGUCCGGACACCGUCCACGUCGGGCGCUGCGUCGUCGUCGGCACCAACGACGGCCUCCGCGCGAGGGUCUCCACGUCCUCCGGCUCGGACAUGUGCGUCGCGAUGACGUCCACGGACGACGCGGGGGCGAAGCGCUCGCGCGUCUUCGACCUGUACGACGACGAAGCGCUCCUGCGCGCGGCGCGCGGGGGCGCGGACGCUCACGACGACGGGAGCGGUACCUUCUGGCGGUACGUCGCGGGCACGCUUCAUCACCUCAUCGUCUCCUCCCCGCACGCGGACGCCAUCGCCGCCGCGCUCGCGACGAAGUGCGUCGCGAUCGAUAACUACGAGACGACGCUGCCGAUGAAGAAGGGGCUGUCGUCGUCCGCGGCGGCGUGCGUGCUGGUCGUCCGCGCGAUGUCGACCGCGUGCGGGCUCGGGCUGAGCGCCGAGGAAGAGAUGGAGGCGGCGUAUCUCGGCGAGAGGCGCGUUCUAUUACCACACUGA